Messenger RNA from Dracunculus medinensis (Guinea worm), 1179 nucleotides. The record is from the annotation of a GenBank genome assembly. NCBI's taxonomy places the organism in Eukaryota, Metazoa, Nematoda, Chromadorea, Rhabditida, Dracunculidae.
AUGUUAAACGAUUAUAAGUUUAAAGAUAUCAUUAUCAAAUUGUGGGAAUAUUAUAAAGGAAAAGUAAAUGAAAACUUAGAAGAGCUCAUUGAAUCGCUUGGGUUUGUUAAUAUGAGCGAUGAAGUUGCAAUAGUCACUAAAGCAAGAGAGAAUUUAAUUUAUGCAAUGUCGGAAUUAUCAACUAACCAACGAAUUGCUUUGUCGACUCAGAAGAGGCAGUUAAUUCAGAAAUGUUCAUUCAAUGGUGCUGCUUGCAAUAUUGAUAAAGACUUUGCGAUUGUUGAUAACCCAGUGUUUGGGAACUGUUUCACUUUUAAUUUUAACCGUUCAACCGAUAUCACCAGUAUGAGAGCGGGGCCUAUGUAUGGAUUACGGCUGCUUUUAUAUGUGAAUGCUUCUGAUUAUCUGGCAACAACUGAAGCAGUUGGCGUCAGAAUAGCAAUACAUGACAAAGAUGAAUAUCCAUUUCCCGAUGCUUUCGGAUAUAGUGCGCCAACAGGAUAUAUCUCAUCAUUUGGAAUGAAAUUAAAGAGGAUGAAUCGUUUACCAGUUCCAUUUGGUGAGUGCGUUCUAGGAGGAAAGACAAACGACUAUAUUUACAAUGAAUAUCGGUAUUCAACAGAAGGGUGUUAUCGUAGCUGCUUUCAACAUUUGGUUCUAAAAGAAUGUGGAUGUGGCGAUCCAAGAUUUCCUGUUCCAGAAGGCCAUCGUCAUUGUUUAAUUUUCGAUUCAGAAGCCAGAAAAUGCUUAGAACGCCGAACCAAUGAUUUAAGUUUGAUACAUGGAAGUUUUCGUUGUCGAUGUCAACAGCCUUGUGACCAAUCUAUAUAUAUGGUCUCAUAUUCAGAAGGAAUAUGGCCAUCGAAGUCAUUAAACAUCUCGAUUGGUGACUGUGAUGAAGGUGCUGAAAUGUGCAACGAACAUUAUAAGGAAAAUGGUGCAAUGGUCGAAGUUUUUUAUGAAAUGUUAAAUUUUGAAAUGUUAAUGGAAUCGGAAGCAUACGAUGUUGUAAAAAUGUUAUCUGAUUUUGGUGGUCAGUUGGGCCUAUGGUCAGGUGUAUCAUUUAUAACUUGUUGUGAAAUUGCGUUUUUGGUCCUUGAGACAAUUUACAUGGUUAUUGAUCACCAUUAUAAAAAAUAUAAACGAAAAAUGGAAAUUAAUCGACUAUACCACGAUUAA